CUCCUCCACCUCCUCCCCACCUUGGUUCAACCAGCCCAGUCUCUUGCUCGUCCUCCAAUCUCCAAAUUCUCCGUCGGGGCCGUCGGCCUUGGCUCCGACAGCUGCAUUUUUAUAGGCGUCAAUCUCGAGUUCUCUGGUCUCCCCUUAAAUCAAUCCGUCCACGUAGAGCAGUUCCUCUGCAACAACCUCGCCGUCUAUGGUUGCCCUCGCCUCAUUGCUCUCGCCGUCUCCGCUGCCCCUUGUGGCCACUGCCGCCAGUUCUUCCAAGAACUCCGGGAUUCUUCCUCUCUUCAAAUCCUCAUCACCUCCGACCACCCAAAUCAAAACUUUUCAAAAUCUCCCCUCCCCUUUAAGCCAUUGUCGGAAUUCUUAACCAACCCAUUUGGCCCCUGUGAUCUGUUGGAUAAAGAAUCUCCCCUCCUCCUCGAACCCCAUAGCAAUGGGCUAUCUUUUGAUACUUCCCAAAAACACGCAAAUUUGUGCAAUGGCUAUUCAAAAGAAUCCGAACUUGAUGGGAAUUUUAAAAAUUUAAGCAAUGGAUUUUACGGAGAGUUGGAAGAAAGUGAGGCCCUUCCGAGGAUAGAAGCCUUGGAGGCUGCCAUCAAGUCACAUGCACCGUAUAGCGGGUGCUCAUCCGGGGUGGCCCUGAUGGAUCCCGAAGGGAAAGUGUACAGGGGAUCAUAUAUCGAGUCUGCAGCAUAUAAUCCGAGUUUGGGGCCGGUUCAGGCUGCACUGGCGGCGUAUAUAGCUGGGGGAGGAGGUGGAUACGAGAGGAUUGUGGCGGCAGCUCUGGUGGAGAGGGAAGGUGCUAAAGUCAGUCAUGAGGAUACGGCGAGGUUGCUGUUUAAGAGGGUCUCACCUAAAUGUGAGUUUAGGGUGUAUCAUUGCUCUUCUGUUGAGAAUGGAUGUAAAAAAGCUUCAGAAUGAUCUGAGGUAACAAAUAGUAUUCAGGGUAGAUGUUGUGAUUGAAUUGCCUGCAAUUGUGGAUUUUGUACG
This is a messenger RNA of Coffea eugenioides, 996 nucleotides long. Its product is annotated as cytidine deaminase 1-like. The annotation marks the transcript as partial. Gene Ontology annotation, cellular component: cytosol. The record is from RefSeq and is a predicted model, not a curated record. The transcript has a single exon. Gene Ontology annotation, molecular function: cytidine deaminase activity; zinc ion binding. Lineage: Eukaryota; Viridiplantae; Streptophyta; Magnoliopsida; Gentianales; Rubiaceae.